This is a messenger RNA of Syngnathus typhle (broad-nosed pipefish), 6054 nucleotides long. RefSeq names its product neuronal PAS domain protein 4 like (gene npas4l). Gene Ontology annotation, molecular function: protein dimerization activity; DNA-binding transcription factor activity, RNA polymerase II-specific; RNA polymerase II transcription regulatory region sequence-specific DNA binding. The coding region runs from base 3187 to 5331 and encodes 714 amino acids. The transcript has 8 exons. Gene Ontology annotation, biological process: regulation of transcription by RNA polymerase II. The record is from RefSeq and is a predicted model, not a curated record. Lineage: Eukaryota; Metazoa; Chordata; Actinopteri; Syngnathiformes; Syngnathidae.
UACCUGCUGCCUAUUAAUUACGUAAAACCAGCCGUGGCUAAAGCCAAACUAUGGCAGGGAUUUUAUUUUCUUGACCUGGAUUUGACACCUCUAAUGUUUCAUCAAGUAUUAAAGUGAUCCGUCUGCCAAGUAAAUACAAGUACUCCUGUACCCCUGCACUGCUUUAAUAUAUUUUACAACUGUGCAAAAAAAAUUAGCAAAGGUUUCUACAUCCAAAACUGCUGUAGAAAAUGUCGCUCCUGUUUUUUGAUGCAGACCUGUGUAAUUAUUUGGUUGUGUCAGAGAGGGGAGAAGACACUUGUGUCAGGUAUGCACUUGACUAUCUUUAAUGUGGUUAUAUUUUGUUAAUGUCAGAAAUGUCUCGAUAAAAAUGUCUUAAAAGGCUUAAUUUUGACUCCAGCCUGCAGAAACCUUCUCGCAGGUGUUUUUUUUACUUCUUGUAUUAACUGUCAAACCGGAAAUCUCUUCAGAAUCUCAAGUUCUCCUCUUGAAUAUCAUUUCCAAUAUUUAUUCAGUUGCCUUCUCAGCAGACACGCCACUGUCAAGGUUACCCUAAUGGAACUCAUCACAGUUUAACAUUUUUGAAAAGAUAGCGCACUAAAUUUAGGUAAUGAACCUCACAUCUUGGCAUCACUUUAACUCAUGACUGGAUAUUCCUGUUUCAGCUCCAUUUUGUAUCACUUGAAGACUUUGAAGCCCCUCGCCUCUCAAUUUAAUGCUUCCUGUUCAACUCCAGAGCGUUUAUAUCUUCUCCAUGCAGUCGCCCUGUCUGAUAGCCCUCAAUGUCUAAAACAUCGGGCACCCCAACCCCACACGUCAAAGGACUUUCAACCGGACCCGUGCGGCAGCAUGGGGGCGUCCCUCUCAUUAGUGCGGGAGACCCAACUCCGGUCGUUGCCGCUGACACCAGUAGCGGCGUCCUGGCAGUGUGUUCAUGUCUGUCACCAGCCCUCAGCUAUAAAGUCACCGUUAUCUCCACUGUUAAGUGCAGGCCACAGACGUAGGGUGAUCUCAAAGUGAGGUAGUAGAGACACCCUGUCCCGCCUGGCCCCACAGAACACAGGAAGCAAGGCAAUGCCGGGUCCCUCUGUCUGGCACCGGAGCCCUCCUCGCUCCACGACGCAGGCGUUAAUGCGGGGAAAGCCUCGGCCAAAUUACUCUCUAAUUUCCCUUUAGGACUCAGACGAUCCCAUCGGUCCUCGAGAGUCAGACUGAGGAUUUGUUCAGAGUGGUUUGUUUUGUCUUGUCUCGCAACGUCCUGCUCCGAUUCCAUCACUCAAGUUCUAGUUUUCGGCUCACGGCCACUAAAUUGGGGAUUUGCGAAAAGAGGCAUUUAAAGAGCCCCAAGAGGAUAGAAGCUGGUGCCUGAAAAAACAUGGCAUUUCAAGGAAAGACUAGAGCAGUUGAUAGAAAGCACAUUUCAUUUCAGGGGACAUGCUUCUUCCAUAUUAUGAGUUGCCUUUGUCAUAUCGUCACGGAGUAUGAUGCCCAUUAUCUCUUCAUCAACUAAUGGAUCUUAUUUCGAGUGAUGAGGUUCCGUGUGUUCGUUUUUCGAAACCUAUAAUUUGUUUUGGGAUUAAUUGGGUGACUAAUGAUCCCUCUCUAGACAAACUGAAACAAAUGAUUGGCUCACACAAAUCCUCGAAAUGAUGAGGAUCCUUAUGCAGACUCUUAAUAAUGCUGUAAUAUUUCAAAGCCUUUGGAAACUUUUUAGUUCAGUCAAACCCCCUAAAGUCUUAUUUUACAAUUUAAUGAACAAUGUAGUGACGGUGGAAUAUAACAUCAAGCGAGUCAGGUUAAAUUGGUAGCACAAAAUUGUUUGGAAAUUUGUAAUGACUAUCCUCGGCCUUACGAAUAAUUAGGGCAGGUACUUCGGUUUUAUCAAAAACAGAAACAGACUGAGCGGGCUCAAUAUUUGACAGGCAAGGGAUUACUCUUGCUGGUUUAUUCAAAUGACUUGUGAUAGUUUAUUCAAAGUUGGAAAAAAAAGUUUCUCUGACCUUUCUAUUUCUGUUCUUCCUGUCAAUGGGGAGUUUUUCCAUCCUCUGUCUCCAAUUUAUUUGCUGAUUUAGGGUUCAGCUACAUAUACAUAUAAUAAAUGUAAUUGAUUUAUAUGGCUACAUAUAAUGUACAAAAACUGCAACAGUUCAUGUGCAUGCUACCAAAAUAGACAUUACAGUUUAUUUGAAAUCUUUUUCAAUAAUCAUUAUUUUGCUUGCGAAAUUCAGUUUGAUUCGUGUGCAAGAGCUGAGAAUAUUUCGGGGAGUUCUCCACUAAAUAUAACCCUCUUGUGCGGCUUGCCAUCGUCUCAACAAGUAACACUAUCCAAUUUUCCCUCCCCCUUUGGAUGACAGAUUUCGGAUUUGAGCCUAUAAAAAAAAAGAUACAAACAGGUGGCUAGGAACACAAUUUAUCUGAACGGUAAUCAGAAUAUCCACAAUAAUAAAUUUCAAAUUCAAUCUUUGAUAUUUUCAUGCAUUGAUUUAAUGAAGACUUGUCUGUUAAAAGUGAAAUGUUUUUAUUUCCUCAGGUGGCAAUUUCAUGUAAAAAAAAAAAAAAACAUCAUUGGCAGCCUGCUCAAUAAAUAUUCAUCUAUUUAAGGAAUACGGUACAAUGCUAAGCACAUAAAAUAGCCUUUAUUAUUUCUCCUUGUCUUCAGAUAAUUACAGUGCAUCCUCAAGCUCACUGUCUUUAAUUCUAGAAUUAUCCGCCUCUUUAUUGUUAGGAACCGGAUUUAAAAAUAAUUACCAUGAUUCUCCUUUUGUGAAUGUCCUUGUGAUGUUGGGUGCCCUUUCUCAUUGUAGCCCAGCCUCCACUUUGAGUGUGACGCCCCCACACUGAAGCCCCUGGCAGCUAUAAAAAGGCUCAGGACAGAUAAUGAUCACACACACACACACACGUGCCCCAAGUCCACUGAGAGUCCUCAUCCUCCACUGCAGACACGACAGCUUCUCAUCACAUCAGUUUCCAUAGGAACCAUUCAUGUUCAAAGUCUACUUUUAUACGGAGGUAAAAGAAACCCGUGCACUCUCCCUAAGCUUGAUUCUUUUCAAGAGUGGGUUAGUUUAGGCCAUCGGUGCUCUUCUCUUUUUGACACAAGCCAAUGAUGAACUCAGACAUCAUUUUUGGGAUGCGAGUGAGGCACUGGUGAGUUUGGCGGUUUUAGUUUCUUUCAACUUGGCCGCCAUGGUGCCUCAUAGAUCCACCAAAGGCGCAUCCAAAGCACGGCGGGACCACAUCAAUCAUGAGAUCAGGAAUAUGCGAGCUCUGCUUCCCAUUCCCCUGGCGGACCAGGAGCGCCUCUCCUACCUGCACUCGAUGGCUGCCGUGUGCACCUACAUCAGGAAGUCGGUUCUCUUCCAGGGACUUCCCAAUGGAGAUGCUCUCCCCUGCUCUUUUGCUUAUGGGGCCUUUCUCCAAGCUUUGCAUGGUUUCAUCCUUGUCACUACUGUCCAGGGCAGGCUGGUCUACGUGUCUGAAAAUGUAUCCCAAUAUCUCGGCCUUUCCAUGGUAGACGUGCUUCAAGGAGACACCAUAUAUGACAUGGUGGAACGUGAGGACAUUGACAUUAUUGAGCCCAUCUUGAAGGGACACAAUGAAAAUACCCCAUCAGAGAGGAGUUUUGUAUGCAGCAUGCAAACUUCCAAGACGUUCAAGCAGCAGCAUAGUGUCUGUUCAGUGCUGGUUCAAGGCAGCUUCCAGUCCUUUCCGGAGGCUUGGUUCUCCCCCAACGGUACUGUCGGCGAGACCCUCUUUGUGGCUCUGUGCACCCCCACAGUGGACCGCCUCCGGGGUGUGGAGUCACAUUUGUGCCCCAGUUUCAAAAGUGUACACACCCUUGACAUGAGCUUCACUCAGCUCUCAGACAGUGUUUUAUAUUUGAUGGGGUACUCGGCAGAAGAAAUGGUCGGGCGUUCGUGGUACAACCUUGUCCAUCCUGAAGAGCUAUCUUUAAGUGUGAAUCAUCACAGACGUUUACUGCAAGCAGAGGAGAGCCUGCAGGUCCAGAUGGUGAUGAGACUUCAGUGCAAAGAUCUGUCAUGGGCCUGGAGCUACAUUUGUGCUACCAAAGAGUCUCGCUGCCAGACUGCAUAUAUCUUCUGCACUAACUUCAUCAUCAGUGAAACAGAGGCCAAGUUUCUGCAGAAGAGAAUGAGCGAUGAUACUUUAAGGCCAUCAUCUCCCACAGAGAGUUGUCCCCCCAGAAACUGUAAGAGGCAGGGGACUCCCAACAGUCAGGAGGCCUGUUCUGAAGCCAGGUUGGAACGGCAUGAAAACAUCCACCAGGAGGAUAGCUCCCCCUUUUCUUUAAGGGCCAGCCCUGCGUUCUUCACCCCUCCCUACAGCCCUGCGUCCUCCAGCUCUACUGUGCAGCAGGAGGACCUGAACCCCAUCCUCCACGUGCACACAUACGCCGAUCAGCUGCUGUCCUCCCCGGAGGCUUCUCCUUCCUACUACUCCUACCCGGAAGCUGCGCUCACCUGCCACCUCUCACCUCAGCGUCCCCUCCCCUCACAGAACACCUUUGAUCAGGGAGUCUUCAUCACUUUCAAUUCUCUCUCUCCAGCCUCCCCUUCAUCUUCAACCUAUGAUUUCCCAUCUUGCUCAUCCGGUGCCAGAUUAGUUCCAGACGGCUUGGCAACGUCUGAAAUGAGUGAGAGCUCUGGGGAUUGUGCCUUGCAUCAAGAUGACUUUGGCCUCCUAUUGGAGCACCCACAAGAGGGCAGCGUCCACCAAGUGCACCGUGUUCCCCAGUAUAUAUUACCAUCCAGUCUUCCCAGCCCUGGCCAAUCCCCUCUAUCCAUGAGGUCUGAGGAGUACAGCCAGAUGGAGCAAGCGGAGAUCAGCAUUCUGGCUCAGCAGAUCUCCUCGUUGGCUUCCACUUUUGACAUGUUUGGUCCGCUCAAUCUGCUGCAAAGCGUGGGCACCUCUGACUGCCUGCCCUCCUCUUCCUCCUCCUCCUCCUCCUCCUCCUCCUCUUCCUCCCCAUGUCAGUGGCUCAGCCAGGCUGCUGCUCCCUCUGCCCUACAUAGUAAACUGAUGAAUGAUGGCGAGUUAGGGAGCCUCUUUGAUGAUCUGGAUGUAGUCAGAAAAAGAGGCGCCCAUAUUCCCGAUUUCACCUGCCACCAGGAAACGGUGCGCACCUCCCAACACUUUGAUCCACUCGGUCUCAGCCCGAGCACCUCCGAGAACUCGCUGCCUCCAAACAGUGUCAUCUUGGAUCCCUUCACUUUGCAGUUGGGGUGUCAUGACCACAACUCUGAGUUGCAUCAACUCAACCACCAAUGUAACCUGCAGCAAGACGGACUUGCCGAGGAAAACCUGUACUGAAAUAAGUCUGUGACUUAUGACGCUGCCCUUUGUAUGACAUAUUGUCAGGAAAAUUGUCCUUUGGCGUAUUCAAAAAAUAGUACAACAAAGAUAUUUCAAGGACAUAAUUUUCCCUCAAUGUGUAUCUCUGAAUGUCAAGUAUCUCUAGAGUUGAGAUUUGUCUUAUUUUCUGCAAAAAUGCCUUUCUCUUUAGUUUCAACUGAAACCUUUUUUUUCCCCUAUGAAAAAGGGUACUUAAAAAGUCUAACUACCAUAGGAAAAAAACAUUAAAAUGGAAAUAUUCUCCUAUUAAGUGGCCACACUUCACUGUUGAGCACUUUAUCAAUGUCCCUGCCACAAGAGUAUUAGAAAGGAAUCAAAUCGUUCAUUUCAAUGGAUUAUUUUUAUAUUGAACCUUUUAACAGAGGCCCUCUAUUUUCAUUAUGUUCGUGUGAAACUGGGAGAUAAUAAAUGUUUUUUUCUCGCUGUGAUAAAAUAAUGAUGGUUUCCACAAGCUACCUCGGCGGUACAUUCCAAUUCUGAAUUUUAAAAAGUGCUUUGUAUUUAUUUUGUUGAAUUUACCAUUUCUUAACUGUGUAAAGUUAUUUUUCUAUUACUACAUUCCAAAGCAUGAUGUGAACAUAUCUGAAAUGGUACUAUGAAUGAAUGACCUCUAUCUUGUAAUUGCUUCAUUUUUUUUAUACAUUUAAAAUAGAAAUAAAAACAAAAAACAUUUUUAUUGUU